Molecule: messenger RNA, 1323 nt
Organism: Penicillium macrosclerotiorum
Lineage: Eukaryota; Fungi; Ascomycota; Eurotiomycetes; Eurotiales; Aspergillaceae
Exons: 1
Coding region: 1-1323 (440 amino acids)
Source: RefSeq, a predicted model, not a curated record
AUGAAUCUUGAAAUGGUUAAAUUUCUGUCGCUUCUUAUUUUCUUUCCGGUCAAAUCCCUAGCUGAACAUUCAUCUCACCCAGUCCUUGAGGGUUGGCAAUUUGAUGAUAACAGUCGCUCCAGCUGGGAUAUUUUAUGGGCAUGUCUUUCUACUAUCUUUGCCUGCACUUGGACGGCUCUUCACAUCCAUGUUUAUAGUCGUGAUCAGUACAUGACAACGGCCGUUGCUUACGUUAUGAAGGGCCUGUCAUGGUUUGGGGCACUUUUGGCUCCAGAGGUGAUGAUAAUCAUUGCUGCUAUAGAUGUUCACUAUGCCAGAGCAAUUAUAGAGCGAUGUAACAAGGCCUUUGAGGCUGAAGGUAAUUACACUGGAAUACCAAAGACGGAGAUUGAACAGGCGCAAAUAUCAGAAGCUGAGAUGAAUGCGAACAAAAGAAGCCUGCCCUGGACUAUGGCGCACGGCUUCUGUAUUCAUAUGGAUGGAUUCAGACUACGAACAAAAGACCACUGGUUUUAUAAUAUUGGAUCUAAGAAUGUUGCGCCUCUUAUUGAAGCCGGACUGAUUCAACCUUCAGAUCUGUCGAAGGACGAGAUUAAGGACCGUGCCAAAGCGGAUGCGCUCGCGAAAUUCAUCACCGUACUUCAAAGCUUAUGGACGCUCGUGAAUAUCCUUGCUAGAGCAGCAUAUAAGCUACCAAUCUCUCCUCUUGAGAUUUCAACUAUUGCUUAUGUCGUCUGUGCUGCGUGUACUUACGGACUGUGGUGGUCCAAACCAAGAGAUAUGGAGACUCCAAUUACGAUCAACCUCGCGUAUACAAGAAACAGUGAGAGUAUGCCUCACCAGGUCCGCGAAAUACUGGAUGCCGAUAAACAUUGUUGGUACCGAACAGGCGAAAGAAAGAAAAAAAACCCCGUGCCGCCGGAAGGGGAAAUGCAAAUAAGAGGAAGGCACAUUCCAUGGUCCGUGAUUUGCAGCAAUGGAACUUUAGAUCGAUUGUCAAAUGCUGAAGAGACUCGAUUGACAAUUUGGGCGAUGGUUGCGGUGCAGAUAUUUUGCGCCAUCCAUAUUGUGGCGUAUGUUGCUUUACUUAGUAUUCCCAAUCUGCGCAGCAAACGUUUUACAGUCGCGCUGACCAUUAUUAAAAUACAGAUGGAACUUUAUAUUUCCAACCCCGGCCGAAAGAGUAUCCUGGAGAGUGUUAUCGCUGCUGUCACUUGGAUUUUCUUGGCCUGUUUUUAUUGUAUGCCAAGCGCCGCUAACCGCAUCAUGGCUGGCUGCAAAGGGGUUACUGCCGUUUUCGCAGAAAUUGAAAGGAUACAUUGA